AUGGGCCACCUGUGCCACGCGUGUGCCGUGUCUGAGCACGCGCACACAGCAGGGAUUGAAGGGCGGGGGGAAUCGGGGUCCUUCCUCAGCCUCACUCCUGGUCCCCGUUCCCCGGCAGCGGGGCGGGGAGCACGCAGCCCCCCCGGCCGGGCCCCGCGGUGGCGGCCCGGGGGAGCGGGAGGCAGCGGCACGGGGCGGGGAGGAGCGGAGGAGAGCGGCGGCACCGAGACCGGUCCCGGCGGCCAGGGCACCGCGGUGGGUCGGUACCCGGCGGGCUCCGGCGGCCCCGGCUCCGCGGCGCCUCCGGUACUCCUGGCAGGCUCCGGUGCCCCGGGUGGCUCCGGUACCAUUGGAAGGCUCCGCUGCCCGGUGGCGGCUGCGCACCCCGGCGGCUCCGGUGUCUCGGCUCCGGGCACAGGCGAAGGAGGCAGCGGCCGCAGCCAGAAAAUCCCGCGCACCUCUCCAUGGACAAUCCAGGCCCCCCUUUUCCCCGGGGGUCACCGCGGCAGCACAUCCCCAGGGUGCCCCAUCCCCGCGCCCCGCCUUGGGGGUCCCGGGGGGCUGCAGUGCGCGGCCACAGCGGAUCCCCAGCGCCUGCCCUGCCCGGGAGCCCCAUCCCGGCGGUGGCCCCGCGGCUCCGGACCCUCGCGGUCCCACCAGAGGGAGCCCAAAGGACGCGGAUGGUGGCGAGGGUGGUGGCCAGGAUGGUGGCCAGGAUGGUGGCGCGGCCGGCCGGGCACGCCACAGCCGGGGAGGCGAGGGGGGACUGCCACCCCUCCGAGCGGCUCUCAAACGCCCCCAGAGCUCCUUCCAGCCGCCACACAGCCCGCGUGUGUGUCCCUCCGUGAGCCACCCCUGCCCGGGGGCUGCACCCCCUGCCAGAGCUCUCCUCCAGCCCAGGCCUGUGCAGGGAAUUUGAAGCUGGACAGGUCGGAAAACAGCGGCUGUGGCAGCAAAGAGGGUGUUCCCAGAGCCCGAAUCAUCGCUCUGACAAGUGGAUUUCCACCAGGUCAAGCCAUCGCCCGACACCACGUCCAAACUGAGAGCACGGUGAAGCAUCUCUGCUCGGAUCACUUUGUGGUGGGUGUAGUUAGCCUAAAUUAACGCAGGCGCAAAGCACCAGAAAGGGAGGGUUGGAAAGAUGCUCCUGGUGCUUUUGGAACGUCGGCUUGUGGCAUUGCACCAGAAGAUUUCCCGUUCACACCUCGUCGUUCCACAGGUUUGGGUACUGUUGGACACAUUGUUGGUGGGAAAAGGGAGCAGGAUGGAAAUAACCUGCCAGAUGGGGAUGGGAGAUGGGUGGAGGGAGAGUCAGAGAAGAAAUAUUGCAGGCAAUGCUUCAUGAUGUCAGAGGAAAGUCCCUCCCAUUUGCCCAGCAUUUGCUCGUUUAUUUAAAGCCUAUCAUUAGUGGCAGCCAUGUGGAAGGGGAUUUAAACCAGUCCUGAGUGAAUUAGGUGCCACAUUUUGACCAUGUGUCUAAUCUACCAAAGUCCUCUCCAAAUCCUGCUUUCCACUGAAAAUUGCUGCUUUCUUCAUCAGCCAGGAGGUCUGGGGGCUCCAGCCCUUCCCCUGCAUGAGGGAAAUUUUGGGCACAUGAGAGGCUGGGGCUGAAAGCAGGAGGCUGCCACAGUGUCAACAUGAAGUAGAGAGGCUGUGGGCCAGGGAAAAUCAUGGAAUAAAUGGGAUGUGGGCCAAACUCAGGCAGACAGUGCCAGGCUGCUACUCAGAACUGCUGCCAGAGCAGUCUGGCACAGACAAGGAGAGGAAAUCCCAGCCAGACCUGGAAUUUAAUCUUGACUUCCUGGUGAAGUGGCUGAAAAUGUUCAGCUCUUGGGGACUUCGUGGCACAGAAGCAAUGAGAGGCCAAGACACUUGUGAGAGGCCAUCAAGCCUGGCUGGGAAACCCCAACAUGGCCAUCAGGAGGAAAACACCUCUAUGGGUUGAGCUUGUGCCCCAGACUCCUCACAGAAGUCCCAGAGAUGCUGGAAGCAGGGUGUGCAUGUCCCAAGCCUUGUGGUGAGACAGCUGAGUUGGGGAAAGUUGCCUGUCCAUCUGGGAAACACCUCAAGGAGGGAAGAGAGGAGAAAACAGGAAUUUCCUUAGAACUGCCAUGGCAGGCAGGAACACAAAGGGAAACUGAGGCAUAGGAGAGUGGACUGGUGGGAUGGGGUGGGACAGGGCAGUAGAAAUGUGUGGAUGCAGAGCUGUCCCCAGCCCUCUCCUGUAGAGCUGCUGCUGAGGGUGGCAUUAGGUGGCUGGCAAGUGUAGGGUUAACCCAGCCCAUCCCUUCCCAGGUGCUGCCCAGCCUGGCCCAGGUGGUGCCAGGUGGGAAAGGGCUGGGGGAAGCCUGCAGGAAGGGCUGAUGGGGCAGAGGGGAGAGGCUGCUGGCUCCAGGCUUGGAAGGUGGUGGCAGCAGAGCUGUGCUGCCACACCAGAGCCUGUUCCCUGCCUGGAAAGCUGUUGUACUGACAGCACUGGGAGUUUUGCUUUGGUGUGACUGUGCCAGCCUCAUGGCUUUCACCCACUCACCACCAUCCUGCUGGAGAGGAGAACUGGACUGGCUGGACCUGUUGUGCUUGUGAGAUGUGGGUUUGGGAUUAUCCUUAGUGGGUGCAGGUGGGAUGUUUAAUUUUUCCUUCCAGUUUCCUUCAGAGUGUGAAAAUCAGGCUGAGAGUCUCUCCACUUUGUCCCUCCACUUAGAGAAGAACUUCAUGCUGAAGUUUCCAUUGUACUAUCUCUGAGAGCUCAUGAUGUUCUUUGAGCUUUAAUCCUCUCUAUAUGCAGCAUAAAUUUUCUGGUGGAAAAAAUGAACAUCUGCACGUGCCCCACUUUUUUUUUUCUUUUCAGUGGAAUUUCUUUUGGAUGCAAAACAAGAGUGGAAAAGUACAGCCCUGAAGUGUAUUGGUACCUGGAAAUUGAGGCUCAGAGUAAAAUCCUGUCAUAGGACACGGAGGAGAGAGUGGUAUUCUUGCACAGGGAAGGUGCACCCCAGCCCUUUUUUCUUCCAGUGGAGCAGCAAAAGUUCCAGCAACCAGUGUAAGAUGCUCCCACCUUUCCCAGCUGCCGGCUGUUGCACUGCAGAGAACAAAGCAAUAAGGAAAAUUGUGGUGUCAUUAAUGUGAUGAUUAAAUUGGCAUCUGGAGGUGUCAGCAUGAAGAACUAGGCUCUCACAUCCUCAUCCCUGCCACCCCCAUGGUCCUGCCCCUCAGCUCUGUCCCAUGCCAGACCUGGGAGAUGCUCCUUUGCAAAUAAAUUUA
Messenger RNA from Pyrgilauda ruficollis (rufous-necked snowfinch), 3258 nucleotides. Its product is annotated as collagen alpha-1(III) chain-like. The record is from RefSeq and is a predicted model, not a curated record. NCBI's taxonomy places the organism in Eukaryota, Metazoa, Chordata, Aves, Passeriformes, Passeridae. The transcript has 3 exons. The coding region runs from base 1 to 1104 and encodes 367 amino acids.